UCUUAGCGUUGAAGCUUUAGAAAGGUUAGAGUUAUGGCAUGAACAAAUAUGGAAAGAAUCACUACUAUUUGACAAAAUAUCACUUAUGAUCAAUGAUAUAUUUUAUCAAGCUGAAGACUUUGUACUCUAUAAUAUUCAGAAUGAAAUAACUGUAAUUCAGCAGUUAGGGCAGAUUAAUAGUAUUAUAACACUAAAUGAGAACAGUGAAAAAAA
This is a messenger RNA of Funneliformis mosseae, 213 nucleotides long. The record is from the annotation of a GenBank genome assembly. NCBI's taxonomy places the organism in Eukaryota, Fungi, Glomeromycota, Glomeromycetes, Glomerales, Glomeraceae.